Messenger RNA from Eupeodes corollae, 4504 nucleotides. Its product is annotated as epidermal growth factor receptor kinase substrate 8-like protein 2. Gene Ontology annotation, molecular function: actin binding. The record is from RefSeq and is a predicted model, not a curated record. Gene Ontology annotation, biological process: Rho protein signal transduction; regulation of Rho protein signal transduction. Bases 705 to 4442 code for a protein of 1245 amino acids. Gene Ontology annotation, cellular component: plasma membrane. The transcript has 12 exons. Lineage: Eukaryota; Metazoa; Arthropoda; Insecta; Diptera; Syrphidae.
UUUUGUUUUUUUUUUUUGAUUAAUUAACAUUAAGUUUUCUUUAUUUUUCUGUUUGACUUAAGUAAUUUUGUUUUUAAAUGUUAAAAAAAUAGAUUAAGAAACUAAGUCUUUAGUUUUAUAAAUUUUAACAAAUUCGUUAAAAGAGCUUCCGUUGAGCGAAAAAAGAUGAAAAAUAUGUGUGGUUCACAAGAGUAAACAACAGAAGAAACAGUGGCACACAAAUAUGUAAUACUCUAUGGAAUGUGUGCUGCGGAGUUUUAAAUUAAAAUAAAAAAAGACUUAAUUGUGCUACUAGCUUUCGGAGUGUUUUUUUACAAACUUGUGGAUUUUUAAUAUCGAUAAAAUUCAAUUUAAUAAAUGUUUAUGACAUUUUAUAGAAUUAAAUUCUGCCUAUAUUAAGUUUACAAAAGAAGACACACACAAAUAUUAUCUGAACAACAAUUUGCCACCGAAAACACCGUAGCAACAUCCAAAAGAAACUAUCAAAAUUAAACGAAGUUUUUAAAUUAAAAAUUAAAGAAUAGAUAAUGAAUCUUUGAAUAAACAACAACCAAGAACACUGGCUAAAGUGUUCACACUAGCUCUCAAAACCCCGACCAUACAAAAUAAUAGAAAACAUUUUUCUAUCUAUAGACAAAAAUAACGAUAUUGACAAUCUUUGAAAAUAAAUUGCAUUUAUCAAAAACUGACCUAUAAAACUACAAAUGGCCUAUCAUUCGAAUGGAGGAGGUUAUUCUGGCGAUGAACGUGAAUCUCGAAGUGGUGGUGAUGAUCGUCCUGAAAAUGACUUGACCGAUAAACCAAUUUAUCUUUUGGAACAUUUGGCUACGUUUACAGUCAACAAAGAAACUGGUAUUGUUUAUCCAGCAGACGGAAUGAGGAGAUUGCUACAAUUAGAAAAGACCACAGGAAUUUGGUCACAAAAAAUGCAACUUUGUCUGGAUUAUCAGUGGGUGCUCAUAAUGGAUUAUGAAACUGGGAAUAUCAUUGAAAGGUUUCCAGCCACAUUGAUACAAGAACCAACAGCAUUUACAAGUAAUGAUCCUAUGGAAAUGUACAAUAAUAUUUUGGUGUUCAUUGUUACAGGAGGAUCGGGAUCAAGGUCAGAAAUGCACAUUUUCCAGUCACAAGGUGUUUCUGCAGUUCAUUUGGUGGAAGAUUUAAAGAAACUUAGAAGUGGUAAGCUAGUGACACAGCAUCGGGAAACAAUCAACAUAGCACCACCACAAAUGAAGUCGUCCUCACUGAUCCAACAUCGAGGAGGUGCUGGUCUUAAUAGAGGUGUUAUUGGAGGAGGUGAAUCCGCUGUCGAACACUAUGGCAUGUCUCGGGAAUUAAGUAGUAUUGUUGGUGGAGGCACUGGUGGAGGUGUUGGCGGUGGUGGAGGUCAUGAAACUGACUCUGAAUUAGGAUGUGCUAAUGAUGAGACAAGUUCAACAUCUAGCGACAAAUACGAGCGAGAUGUCACAGUGCUUAAUCAUUGUUUCGAUGACAUCGAGAAAUUCAUCGCCCGGCUUCAGCAUGCGGCGGCGGCUUCUCGAGAAUUAGAGCGACGACGCCGCAAUCGAAAAUCCAAGAAAAAAGACCCCGGUGAAGGUCUCCUUACGCUACGCACCCGUCCACCACACGAAAAAGAAUUCAUCGAUAUUUUUGCCAAAUUUAAGUUGUCGUUCAAUUUGCUGGCAAAACUCAAGGCCCACAUUCAUGAUCCAAAUGCACCGGAAUUGGUGCACUUUUUGUUUACCCCGCUGGCCCUGAUCGUCGAGGCGUCAUCCGAUACUUAUUUUGAAUCCCAAUUGCCUGUUAGAGUGGUGAAUCCAUUGCUCACAAGGGAGGCAGUCAACUUGCUAAUAAAUUGUGUGACUAGCAAGGAAACCGAACUGUGGCGAUCAUUGGGCGAUGCUUGGACGGUGCCACGUGAUCAAUGGAAGGAGGACGUAGGUUCGUAUCAUCCGGUGUUUCUUGACGGAUGGUCACCGGACUAUGUGGUGAUCGAUGAAUUAGAUCAUAUGGUGACACCUUCGAACACGAAACGUACCAUCGAACACCACAACUUUGGCAAUGCCAGUAGCUUGGGAAUGAAUGGCAGUGGAGUAUUGAUGAGCGGCGAUUAUGAUUACGAUUCCCCCCCUCAUCAUCAUCAACACCAUCAAAACCAAGGUGGUGGUGGAGUCAGUGUUGAUCAAGAACGAGAUCGUUCGGAUCGUGAUCGAGAGCGUGAUAUGAAAGACUUUAGUGCACGCAGUGAUAUUUCACUCGAUUCCAUCGAAAGGAGUGGCGGUGUAACAACACCAUCUGUUGGCGCGUCUUUAAGCAAUAGGCCAUCAAGUGGUCACAUCGGGAAUGGAACACAGGCUCAUUUAAGUUCGCAAGCGGCUGCGCAGAAUGCUGUCAUGCAAUCCAUUACAACUGGCAUGCAAAAUAUGUACACCUCAAGACUUCCACCAAAUAGUGGAUCGAAUACAUUAGGGGCUGGAAAUGCAGGAAAUGUUGAAGUUAGUGCAACAAGGUCUGGUGCUAACGGCAAUAGUGGUGGUGGUAGUAUUGGUGUCGGUGCCGUCAUAACUGGUUCAGUUGUUAGUGGUGGCAAUGGCGGUGGCCAUGGCAGCAAUGAUCAAAUGAUUGAGGCAUGGUUAGAUGAAUUACAAGCUACAGGUGCCAAAAUUGUUCUUGUAACGUAUCCAAGGACAGCUAAUAAUGAUAAAGAACUCAGCGUAGUUCGAGGAGAGUACUUAGAGAUUCUUGACGAUAGCAGAAAAUGGUGGAAAGCACGAAAUAGUCGAGGACAAGUUGCUCAUGUGCCACAUACCAUUGUAACUCCUUUCAAUAAUUUUAAUGAAACAGAGUUUAAUCAAUUUUAUUCACAUAAUUAUAAAACAAAUAACCGUGAAGCCCCGGAAACUAGCUCUCAAUUAGGAGGAACUACAGGACCUCAUACUCAAAGCUCAUCCGAAUGGGUUCGUAACAAACAUAUCGGUAAGAAAGAAUCUUUAACGGAUUCUUCCUCUGGAGCCUCACCAGUAAAAUACGCUGUACCAACAAAUUCACGCCAGUUUGGACAUCAACACCAACAAGAACGACCAGUUUAUAUUCCCUCUGCCACGUCCAGCGCCAUCUACAGUGAUAUUAAAGCGAAACAAAACACUUAUAAUAACAAUAAUAUUCACCAAAAUAAACAUCAAUAUAAAUUUAUAAGUACAAUUCCAAUGCCGCCACAACCCCCACCUCCACCGCCGCCAUUUUUGACAGAUAUGAGUACAGCAGUUGGAGUUGGUGCAACGUUAAUGCCAGUUUUAAAUAGCAACUUACUCGCCGGCCAAACGAACACAAUUUAUACGAAAAGUACUAACAUCGCUGUCUCGAUGCAAACACCGGCUCCAACAUCGCAAAAUCAAAGCCAACAAAAACACCAAGUACCGUUAGUAGCAUCCACGGAUAUUAUGCAAGAAGAACUUAAACAAGUUCUACGUUCGCGUGAACGCCGCGACUUGGACAUUCUUAAAACCCCACAAAUUUAUAUCGAACAAAUAUCAAGCCCUUCCGAAGUCGAAAAUUGGUUGAGGGCAAAGGAAUUUUCUGAAAAAAUUAUCAAACGAUUGAACCAUUUGAGUGGCGAGGAAUUAUUUGCAUUGCCAGCUGAGAAAAUGGAAGAAUUAUUUGGCUUAAAGGAAGGAAGACGACUGGCCUCACAAAUAAUAUUGCAGAAAAGCGUUUCCGGUAGCAGUCAGUCGAAACUUUUUGGAGGACUUGGGGUUUGGAAUAAGAAAACCCUGGAAGGCCAGUGUGUUGUACAAAAUGUAAAACUUUUGUCUUUGUUGAACUUACUUUGCAAUACGACACAAACAACUUCGGCACAAAUGCGUGAUGCUUGCUACGGAUGUUUUUUUCGAGCCGGAAGUGUCAUAAAUGGACCGACGCAGCUAACAUCGUUAAACGAUUGCGCUAAGCUUUACAUUGCCAAUACAGAUUAUGGAGAAUGUGCAAGAAAUUUACAGUCAAUUGUAGAUGGUGUUCGCCAAACAACAGAUUUAAAUGCUCCUGGAUAUUGUUAUACUGGCUACUGUGAAUUUGUUCGAUGCAUUCGUCGAAUAAAUUCUCGUAAACUGAUUGCAACAUGUUACAGUGAAGCUCUUGGCAACCGUGAACUAGGAACAACUGAUGUAGACCGUAUAAAUUUUUACACUAACGUUACAUCCUGUAUAUUGGCUAAAGCACGAUGCAGUCAAUACAAUCCAAUAUCGGGCGAACUACAAAAUCAAUCCUAUUUAAAAGGUUGGGCUGGAAUAGGAGGAAAAACAAUAAGUUAUUUUAAUUCUUUGCAAUUUUCGGAUGCUGGUGAUUUGAGAAUUAUAACAUUCCCAACAGUGACAAAUGUUGGUGAUCUUUUUUGUGCACGAACACCAACCUUACAACAAUCGGGGUUUGGUUCGUUUGUUUGCUAAUAUUAUUUAAAUUAUAUUUAUAAUUAAAUUUUAAAAUAAAUUUAUAAAAAAAUAUCGAAAAA